This is a messenger RNA of Physeter macrocephalus (sperm whale), 2843 nucleotides long. It is a transcript of the gene AGFG2, whose product is annotated as ArfGAP with FG repeats 2. The coding region runs from base 69 to 1538 and encodes 489 amino acids. The record is from RefSeq and is a predicted model, not a curated record. Gene Ontology annotation, biological process: spermatid nucleus differentiation; acrosome assembly; intermediate filament organization. Gene Ontology annotation, cellular component: cytoplasmic vesicle; membrane; cytoplasm. NCBI's taxonomy places the organism in Eukaryota, Metazoa, Chordata, Mammalia, Artiodactyla, Physeteridae. The transcript has 13 exons. Gene Ontology annotation, molecular function: GTPase activator activity.
GGAAGGCGGCAGUGGUUGAAGGGGCGAUUGCUGACUUGCGGGGAGGAGGUCCGGGGGGUUGAGCAGCCAUGGUGAUGGCAGCGAAGAAGGGCCCAGGGCCGGGUGGUGGGGUCAGCGGGGGAAAGGCGGAGGCGGAGGCGGCCUCGGAGGUGUGGUGUCGCCGCGUGCGGGAGCUGGGAGGCUGCAGCCAGGCCGGGAACCGCCACUGCUUCGAGUGCGCCCAGCGAGGGGUCACCUACGUGGAUAUCACCGUGGGCAGCUUCGUCUGCACCACCUGCUCCGGCCUCCUGAGAGGCCUGAACCCCCCUCAUCGUGUCAAGUCCAUCUCCAUGACAACUUUCACUGAGCCUGAAGUAGUGUUCCUGCAAUCCCGCGGAAACGAGGUUUGCAGGAAGAUUUGGCUGGGUCUUUUCGAUGCUCGGACAUCUUUAAUACCAGAUUCCAGGGAUCCUCAGAAGGUGAAGGAGUUUCUCCAGGAAAAAUAUGAGAAGAAGAGAUGGUAUGUCCCCCCAGACCAAGUCAAAGGGCCCACUUAUACCAAAGGCGGCGCCUCCACCCCCGUCCAGGGCUCCAUUCCGGAAGGGAAGCCCCCGCGGACACUUCUGGGGGAUCCUGUGCCGUCUCUCUUGGCUGCUGCCUCCACCUCCAGCCAGUCUGUCAGUCAGUCUCAGCCCCGGACGUCCCAGCCCCGGAGCUCUCAGCCACCUCCACCCUCCUCGGUCAAGAAAGCCAGUACUGACCUGCUGGCCGACAUCGGUGGAGACCCCUUUGCUGCUCCCCAGGUGGCACCAGCUUUUGCUGCAUUCCCAGCCUUUGGGGGCCAGACGCCUUCCCAUGGGGGCUUUGCCAACUUCGAUGCCUUUGGCAGUAGCCCUGGCUCUUCUGCAUUUGGAAGCAUGCCCCCAGCUGGCCAAGCCCCGUUCCAGGCCCAGCCAGCACCCCCAGCCAGUCGGAUGCUAACUGGAAGUCACAGCUUCGGGAGCAGCCAGGGGACUCCAUUUGGUGCCUCUCCUCUGGCAACUGCCAGUCAGCCCAACAGCCUUGCAGAUAUGGGCAGCCUCCUGGGACCCGGGGCAUCAGCUGGAGGCAUCCCUAGCAGCAUCUUCGGGAUGGCCGGCCAGGUCCCCACGCUCCAGUCGGCCACCACUGGCGGAGGUGGAAGCACAGGGCUCUCCUUUGGAGCCUUCAACCCUUUCACCACACCUGCUGCUCACGCCCAGCUGCCUUCCACCAACCCUUUCCAGCCCAAUGGCUUGGCCACAGGGCCAGGCUUUGGGAUGAGCGGUGCUGGGCCUGGCUUCCCCCAGACAGUGCCACCCACUGGGGCUUUUUCCAGCCCCUUCCCCCCACCGCUUUUCCCCCCACCGACCUCAGUGACUCAGCAGCAGAAUGGCUCUUCCUUCGGAGACCAGGCAUCCGCCAAGCUGGGGCAGAGGCCACUGAGCCAGCCAGCUGGGAUCUCCACCAACCCCUUCAUGACUGGAUCCUCAUCAAGCCCGUUUGCCUGCAACCCUCCGAACACCAACCCAUUCUUGUAGCACUGUGUCCGGGGGGCUGCCCUCUGGGGCCCCUCUACUCCCUGGAGCUCCGAUGACCACUUGCCUGUGGCAUUUUUGCGGGUCUGAGACCAGAUGGGUCUUGUUUCGAAGGGUAGGGGUCUGGGGAUGGUGGAGGUGCUAAUGCUUUGCUUGGGGCUUGCAGAUAAAAGGGCAGCUUCCCGGGUCAGCCACCCCGAGGCUUCCUCCUUCCUCCUCCAGCCCCGACCCAGGCAGGGGGCCCGGGAGGCAAGCUGGCAGAGCCUGGCCUAGAGUUGCCUUGAUGUUUUAUUUUUCAAAUUACUAAUUAUGAUGACAAGAGUCCUCCUCUCCUGCCCCCAGCGCUCCCUUCACUCCGAACCCUGUGGGUGGAGGAAGCUGGGGCCACAGGCUGAGCUGUGCUCCUUGUGGGAACGACUCCCCAGUGCCCAGCUGUCCAACACUGUUCUCCUCACGGGUGGAAGCACAGUGGGGAAAGCAGGGUGGGGAUGAGGCGUGCAUGGUGUUGAAGUGGGAUGGUGAUCAGACAGGAUGCGGAGGCCCUGGGGGGCCAGAGUGCCCUUGGUGCCCUGGCUUGGGGCAGCACCCCUUUCUCCAUGUUUUUGCUUCCCCAGCUCCCUCAGGAUGAACAGUUUUACCUACAUACUUAUACAUGCCCAACUUCCGUCAAGCACUUUAGUUAGCUGUGGUGUCAUGUUUGGAUACCAGUGUUUUAUAUUUAUACAUAGAGAAUUUUCUAAUAUAGCCUAUUAUAUAUAUAUCUAUAUAUAUGCAUACACACACGUAUCCAGAUGCAGCCAUUCUUCCUCCCCCAGACAGCUCUUUCACACAGGAAUGGGUUGAAUUCCUAUCUGUGCCUCGCAAAGCCGGCGCUCCAGGGGAUGGCGGGGAAGGAGGCACACUUCUCGAGCACCCCGAGCCUGGGCUUUUCCAGAGAAAGGCUUUGUGCAAUUGGCUUUUUUUUUUUCCUUUCUUUUUCCCACAUGCCUCCCCCGCUCCUCCCCCUGGCCCCAGUUCUCUGCGCCAAAGCUGUUGCAGGCAAUGUUGGAAAAGAACUGCAUUUGAAAGAAAAAAAAUGGCUCUUGUGGUCUUGCUUUGGGCCAGCUUGAGGGGCCUCAUGUCAGUCAACGUGACUGCUUGGGUCGGUGCCCAUACUGCUGUUCGCCAAGGACAGAGCCAGUCCCUGUCUGAACUGGAGUCCAGUUUUAGCAGUGGAGGGAGCGGGGGAGGGGGUCGGGCAGGGCCUAGUCAAAGUCCAGCUCUCCCAGGUCAGCUGCCUCCUCAGCCCCUCCCCAGCCCCUUACCACC